Phoenix dactylifera (date palm) is the source of this 1725-nucleotide messenger RNA. The record is from RefSeq and is a predicted model, not a curated record. NCBI's taxonomy places the organism in Eukaryota, Viridiplantae, Streptophyta, Magnoliopsida, Arecales, Arecaceae.
AUGAAAAUGAUUGAAUCAAAUGUUGUAAUGCACCAAAAGUGCACUGAUCCAAAGAUCUUUAUGAUUUGGCAUAAUCGCCUUGGACAUCCAGGUUCUAUAAUGAUGAGGAGGAUUAUUGAGAAUUCACUCGGGCAUCCAUUAAAGAACCAGAAGAUUCUUUUACCAAGUGAUUAUCUAUGCUCUGCUUGUUCUCAAGGUAAAUUGAUUGUUAGGCCAUCCCCCUCAAAACUUGUUGUUGAAUCUCCUUCAUUUUUACAAAGAAUUCAUGGAGAUAUUUGUGGGCCUAUACAUCCAUCAUGUGGACCAUUUAGAUAUUUCAUGAUUUUGAUUGAUGCAUCAACUAGAUGGUCACAUGUUUGUCUUCUUUCUACUAGAAAUGUUGCAUUUGCUAGACUUCUUGCUCAAAUAAUCAGAUUGAGAGCACAAUUCCCUGAUUAUCCAAUUAAGACAAUCCGAUUGGAUAAUGCAGGUGAAUUUACAUCUCAAGCUUUCAAUAGCUAUUGCAUGUCAAUUGGAAUUGAUAUUGAACAUCCUGUUGCUCAUACACAUACUCAAAAUGGUUUAGCUGAAUCAUUCAUCAAAAGACUUCAGUUGAUUGCUAAACCUUUGCUUAUGAAAUCAAAAUUACCUGUUUCUGCUUGGGGACAUGCUAUAUUGCAUGCAGCAUCAUUAGUUCGAGUUAGACCGUCUGCUUAUCAUAAAUAUUCUCCCUCGCAACUUGCAUUUGGUCAACCACCAAAUAUUGCUCAUCUUCGCACUUUUGGUUGUGCUAUAUAUGUUCCAAUUGCACCCCCACAACGCACUAAGAUGGGUCCUCAACGUAGACUUGGUAUAUAUGUUGGUUUUGAUUCUCCAUCUAUUAUUAGAUACGUUGAGCCCCUUACAGGGGAUUUGUUCAAGGCACGUUUUGAGGAUUGUCAUUUUGAUGAAACAGUCUUUCCAUCAUUAGGGGGAGAAAAGUCGAUGCCUGAAGCACGACGUGAAAUCACUUGGAAUAAUUUGCCCUUAUCUCAAUUUGAUCCUCGUACAAAUCAAUGUGAACUGGAAGUUCAGAGGAUUAUACACUUGCAAAAUGUUGCAAAUCAAUUACCGGAUGUAUUUACUGACACCAGAAGUGUAGUAAAAUCUCAUAUUCCUGCUGUUAAUGCUCCAGCAAGGAUUGAGGUCCCUGAAGGACAACUUACUAAUAAAGCAGCGAAUGAGUCUGACGCACGCCUGAAGCGUGGAAGACCUAUUGGAUCGAAAGAUAAGAAUUCUCGGAAGAGAAAAGUACAAAGAAAAGAAACUGGAGCUCCUGAAGAGGCCAUACCCACAAAACAGACCAUAAAAUUUGGUGCUUCUGAAGAGACCAUAACUCCCAUUCUACAAUCUCCAGGAAUACAACUUCCUGAAAAGGAACCUCCUGAAGAGUUAUCCCCUGAAGAGGAACAUAUACUUGAAAAUAAUGAGAUCUCAAUACAUUAUAUAAGUACAGGAGAAAUAUGGGAUAGAAAUAAAACUGUUGUCGACAACAUAUUUUCAUUUAAAGUGGCUCUUGACAUUACCAGAAGUAAUGUUGGCAUUACCAAAGGUAAUGAGGAAAGUGAGCCAAAGACCAUCGAAGAAUGCCGACGUAGAAAUAAUUGGCCAAAAUGGAAAGAAGCUAUUGAGGCUGAAUUAAGCUCAUUAGCAAAAAGAAAAGUUUUUGGACUUGUAGUCCAAACACCUGAAGAAACCUGGGGUUGA